Molecule: messenger RNA, 10175 nt
Organism: Oncorhynchus keta (chum salmon)
Lineage: Eukaryota; Metazoa; Chordata; Actinopteri; Salmoniformes; Salmonidae
Product: F-box only protein 41-like
Exons: 15
Coding region: 735-3302 (855 amino acids)
Molecular function (GO): protein binding
Source: RefSeq, a predicted model, not a curated record
GAACCCAUUAUAGAUUACAUGACAGGUGGUCAUUAUCACUGGUACAUGCAGUUGCAGUAACUAGCCCUACUUGGACAUGAUUUUUAAAAAAUGAUUCGUUUGUAGAAAUGUUCUCUGUUAUGCAUGCAUUCAUCUGAAGGCCUCGUUCUCCAGGGAUCGAUCCAGUGUUUUUCUGUCCUGUGCUCACAGGAAUGAAAGCUCCUUGGGAAUCACACAGGUAGAGGGAUGCCUUUCAUCUUCUAGAUUUCGGCCGGCAGAAAUCUUUAUUGGAGCUCGAACAGCCUUAUCUUCUCUCCUUCGCUCUCCCUGUGCGCCCUCCCGCUCUAGAGCAAGCCUACUGUAUUUCUGCUGCAGAGUGGGGCGUGUGACGUCAACGAAUGCUGGAGCGGCUCCUUGGCUCGAGCGAGAAAUGGGGAGAAAAUUCCGAGGGCCAAAGGUUCAUGGUGAGGCAGAAGUAACGGUGACGAGGAACAAAUCUACAACCUAAGAAGAUUCUGAAUCUGCGGGUUUGGGUUUGUGUGUGUCAGACUGUCAGUAUGUGUGAUGGCGUGAAUGGCCUUUGGUCUAAUUCUCGCCUCCCUCAGACAUCUGUCUUCCUUCUCGCCCUCAUCUAACUCUCACCACCACCAUUUUUGUACCAUGAGAGGACCCGCCCAGUACUCCGUGAGUAGUACGCCCGCGGCGUGUCUGCGCCGCUGUGCCGCGUGAGGGGCCCCCCGCCGGCCUUUCGCGGAAUGGCUUCUUUGGACCUGCCCUACCGCUGUCCUCGUUGCGGGGAGCACAAACGCUUCCGGUCGCUGUCCUCCCUCCGCGCCCACCUGGAGUACAGCCAUACCUACGAGACGCUCUACGUGCUCUCCAAGUCCAACAGCGUGUGUGACGCCGCUGCACUACUCCCCCUGGUGGCCGACGGAGACCUUCUCCUCGCUCCUUCUGCCCCCGGCGGCAACCGCAGCAACAACAACGACCCCUUCGACGGACUUCAACUCCGGUCGUCCGCCUUCAGGGACUUCAAGGAGCGUCGCUUCCCGUGCCGCGAGCUUCCCUGUCCCGACGACCUCGGCGGUUUGUCCACAACGUCCAACGCCGCGGCUCUCUACAUCCCCAAUGUAGAGUUCCCCCUGGGGGAGAUCUUUGUGAAGAAAGCCAUGAGUGCAGCCGGUGACCAUCACGGUUCCCACAGCAACCAAAGCACGGCCGUGGCGGUGGCGGCGAAUGUGGCGGCGAGCGCAGUGGAGGCGGCCUAUGAGGAGGGUCUGGCCAGGCUGAAGGCAAGGGCCUUUGAGCGUCUGGAGCUGGACGAGAGGCUGGAGAAACUCUCAGAGGAGGUGGAGCAGAAGAUAGCUGCACGCGUGGGCCGGCUGCAGACGGAGCUGGAGAGGAAGAGCGGCGAGCUGGAGCGGGCCAAGCAUGAGAGCGAGCGGCUGGGCCAGGAGAAACAGGACCUGGAGGACAAGGCAUCGGAGCUCUCCCGCCAGGUGGAUGUUUCGGUGGAGAUGCUGGCCAACCUCAAGCAGGACCUGGUCAGCAAGGAGGAGGAGCUCACCCACAAACAACAGGAGGUAACCCAGAUAGACCAGUUCCUCCAGGAGACGGCGGCGCGGGAGGCCAACGCCAAGGUGCGCCUGCAGCAGUUCAUCGAGGAGCUCCUGGACCGUGCCGACCGUGCCGAGAAACAGCUGCAGAUCAUCAGCAGCUGCGGGACCACGCCCAACGGCAGCAUGGGACGCUGCAGCCUGCCCGGCACCAACAAGGGCUCCAACAAUGGACGCCAGAGGAACUCCAGUAUCUCUGGGACGUCUAGGGGCAUGUACCAGGUCUCUGACCGACGAUCCUCUCCCAGCACCGGAGCGUCGGGCCGGGUCAAGUCCUGCUCCCAGGGCUCGGGCGGGGGCUACGACAGCGGCGACAGCGUGGAGAUGCACCCCAUGGAAGAGUGCCCCGAGGGCCAGUACUACCACGUCCAGUGUCGGCUGGGGGAAGGGGGCGGACAGUGCUACGAGAGGGCCGGGGUGUCCCGGAGCUGGGGGCUCCGCAAGCAGGCCAUCCAGAACUGGCAGCGGCGACCCUACCGGAACAGCACGGAGGGGGAGGAGGGCGACGUGUCGGACGUGGGCUCCAGGACUACCGAGUCGGAGGCGGAGAUGUGGGAGCAGCAGGAGAGGAGGGCCACCAUGGCUGAGACGCAGCAGUCUGGAGCACCGAGACAAUCUGGGUACCGCCAAGGCACAGGCCGUUCCGAGGGGGGCUACCGCCACAACAAGCCGUGUCGCCACGACAAGAGCCCAUCCCGGUCCAACAGCGAGGUGAUCAGCCCGGAGAUACUGAAGAUGAGGGCGGCUCUGUUCUGUAUCUUCACCUACCUGGACACCAAGACCCUGUUGAGGGCCGCGGAGGUCUGCAGGGACUGGAGGUUUGUGGCCCGCCACCCUGCCGUGUGGACCCGGGUGCUGCUGGAGAACGCCCGCAUCUCCUCCAAGUUCCUGAGUACACUGUCCCAGUGGUGCACCCAGACCCAUUCCCUCAUCCUCCAGAACCUCAAACCACGACAGAGGGGCAAGAAGGAGAUCAAGGAGGAGUAUCUCAAGAGCACACGUGGUUGUCUGGAGGAGGGCCUGGAGUCCUUGCUGAAGGCUACAGGAGGGAACCUGUUGAUCCUCAAGGUGUCUCAUUGUCCCAACCUGCUAACUGACCGCUCCCUGUGGCUCGCCAGCUGCUACUGCCGAGCCCUGCAGGCCGUCACAUACAGGAGUGCCACAGACCCUGUAGGACAGGAGGUGAUCUGGGCUCUAGGAGCCGGCUGUAGAGACAUCAUCUCUCUCCAGGUGGCACCACUACAUCCAUGCCAACAACCGGCUCGCUUCAGCAACCGAUGCCUGCAGACCAUUGGCCGAUGCUGGCCACACCUCAGAGCCCUGGGCGUGGGCGGGGCAGGGUGUGGCGUUCAGGGACUAGCCUCAUUGGCGAGGAACUGCAUGCGUCUGCAGGUGUUGGAGCUGGACCAUGUGAGUGAGGUCAACCAGGAAGUGGCAGCUGAGGUGUGCAGGGAGGGUCUGAAGGGCCUGGAGAUGCUGGUCCUCACCUCCACCCCGGUCACCCCUAAGGCACUGCUAUACUUUAACAGUGUGUGUCGUAACCUGAGGUCCAUCGUGGUGCAGAUCGGGGUAGAGGACUACUUCGAGGACCCCAACAGCCCUGAGGCUAGGAAGCUGUUUGACGAGAGGGUGAACAAGCUGCAGGGCUUGAAGAAGAGACCGGGCUUCUCCAAAAUUCUGCACGUGAAGGCGGACAUCCUCUGCUAACCCCAUCCACCACCCAGAACCCCCAAAGAAGAAGGGUCGGCCAUUUUGUUUCCAGACACACCAACACAACCGACCUAGUCAUUUGUAACCCCUUGACGCGACGCGAGGACGAAACAGCCUGAAGUACCAGUCAGCCAACACACACAUGUAACUGAAGAGGAAAUUCAGCAACAUGAUUCUUUAUUGUUAAAAAUAAAAACCAAUGUGUUUUUAGCUCUUAGCCUUGACUAAAAGACAGACACCACAGACAGACACUCCAUAGACCACUACAAUGCCAAUUGGAGAGAUGCAAUGCAGUACAGAACAGAGGAUAGACAAGACAAGAGGCCUGGUCAACACGUUACCCUGGAGCAUACAAACCCAGUGGAAAUUCUCAUAAAGGGACCAAACCCUCCUUUACCAUAGACGUACUAGAGAGCUCAUCUCCUAUCUUUUCAAUGGCUGCUUUUUUGACCAAAUGGGCAGCACCAUUGAGGGCUAUCUCUAUUUUUAAAGUAGUACAUUUUGUGUGUCCUCUAUCCAACUCUAUGGUGGGGUAAAGUGUAGUAAACACAUCAUCAGGCUGGUAACAAGACCAGGGGCCCCUAAGUCUCUGCGAAAACUAACAGGGACCAUGUUUGUGACUUGCUGACCUUCCAAACAGAUUUGAAACAUAAACUCUAUUGGACUUUGUAGAUGCCGUAAUCUCGGCGGGCAUUUUUAUUUCAACUGAGAAAAGAGCUGUAAGCUGGGGGAUGGAUGUCAUGAAGGAGCAGGCUCUUGUUCUCUAUUCACGAGAGCAUUUGCAGAGAAUGUGUCUGGGAUGCUUUUUUUUUUAAUCAAGAUGCUCAACAGCACAUAUUCUGUGGAAAUGCACAUGAGCAGUAAAGCAGAUGUAGGGAUGGACGGUGUGUGAUUUUUGACCCUGUCCUGAGCCAGAGGAGUAAGUUAAAAUAGACCCUCAACUCCCAACGUGUGUGUGUGUGUGUGUGUGUGUGUGUGAUGCAUGACAUACCAGCUUCAGACUUGGUCAAACAUAAAACGUGAAGAUAUCUUGUCACCUUUUAGAUUUUUUUUUAUUCCAAGGUCUUUAUCAGCCGCUCCAUGGUGUGGUCGCCAUGGGAACAGUGCAGUUCCCAUCUUCAGCAAGAUCAUCAGCGGAGCACAGUCUCUCACACACUUGGAUUUUCAGCUGUCUGCGGAACUCUUACAGUAUCUGUAGGCCGGCUGGUCCAUAAGGCAGCUACUGUUUAUUUUGUCUUUAAACAGGGUUGCAAAUGGAUUCCUUUUGCCUUUUAUUUCAGAAAUGAUGACGUUCAUAGCUGUGUGUGUUCUAUCUUUCCUAAAGUGUUUUCUCCGAUGUGCCACUAAUCUAUAGGAGCGUUGUAUAAGGCAGAGUCGUUCACCCUAAUUCAAAUAACUAGCCACUAGCUCUGGAAGCUACAGUGAAUUACAUGAGGUUCAUCCCAAAUGCACUCUAUUCCCUAUGUACAGUAGUGUAAUAUACUUUCAACCAGGGCUCAUAAGGGCUCCACACCUUAGGGGCCUGAUUUGGUGUCACACUUUUGUCCCAGUCCAAGCUAACACACCUGAUUCCAAUAACCAACUAAUCGUGCUCUUCAGUUUAGAAUGCAAUUAGUUUAAAUCAGCUGUGUUUACUAGGGAUGGGGGAGAAAGUGUGACACCAAUCAGGCCUCCGAGGCCUGGAAUAGGGUGACAUUUGGGAUGCAGUCUUGAUCUCAAUUGCCUAAAAAUCCUCUUCUUGUUUCUUCAUCUGCACUGAUUGCCGUGUCAAGUGAAAACAAAAUGGUGGAAGCUCAUCAUUAGCCUGUCUUUCACCUGACCAGUUAUUUUCACUCAGUGCAGUGGCGGGAGAAGAGGACAGAGUUGUUAGACAAUUGAGUAAGCUCGCCUGUAUGUAUCCACUCGCAGUAGUGUACCAUUUAUUUCUUCAGGCAUUCAUGCAAGUCGUCGAGCUCAGGCGACAAUGCACCCCGACCCAAACCAUGCAUCCACCCCAGGGAGGCAUCUCAAGUCUAAUGUGGACUCCUUCUGACAGAAGACAACAGUUGGAAGCUUGAUCGAUCCUCUGGUAGGCUUUGACUUGUCCUUUGUUUGUACGUCAUUGUAGAUCAAGGAAAGGAAAUGAGAGGAAAGCCAUUUUAGACUAUUGAGAUGCAGCCCGUGUGCCAGAGAGGAAAGGCUGCAGGGCGAAUGCUUUUGCUUCCCCGGGCAGGUUUUUUUUUUUUUUUUAAAUGGAGAGAUGUUUAGUAAAGUUGAGCACCGAGUUCUGUUCUAAGUUACGUGCUGCUUUGUUUUAGUAGUGCUAGCCUGACACACACACACACACACUACAGUCGUGGUUUCUCAUCUCCAUGUUCUCUUCCAAUACUGAAUAUUGUACUGCCAUGGUGGCUGUGAAAAGACUAGCAGGGGUUGAAAGACUUGCCCCUCCGAUUGAAAAGGUGUUUUUAAAGCCGCUGCCACAAUAGAGGAAAACACAAUGCACUUGUUUAUUUAGGUAUGUGGUCCAAAUGGCACCCUUUUUCCUGUAUAGUGAACUAUUGUACUUUAGACGAGGGCCCAUAGGGCUCCGAAAAUGAAACUGAAAAUGGUGCACUAUAUAGGGAGUAUGGUGCCAUUCGGGUUGCAACUUUAGGGGGUUUUCAGUUCCUGACAAUCUAGUCUUCUUUAAGACAUUAAAAACUGUACAUAAUGUUGUUUAUAAUAUAAAAAGAUUACUGCAUUUGGUGUUAUAAAAUUAAAAGGUCAUAAGUAUAAGGAUCUUCAUGAUGAAAAAAAUGAGUAUUUUAAGAAAAAUGAGUAAAUUAAGAGUCUACAGGUGUCGAUUCUGAAACAUUUUCUCUCCAAAGUCUAAAGGAAAGAUGCAGCUAUAUUAUGUAUAAACGGUAGUGUUGAAAUUUGCGGUUGUGUACUAUAGAUACUUUAUAUUCAAUGUUCAUGAUCAAUGUGCUAUAGAGAUGGACAUUAUUUAAGAAAGAGGAUAAAGAUUAUCUGAGCUAUUUAUUUCUAUAAAAAGAGAGGUCUAUAAUGUUGGCAUGUUUGUGUUCAUGCAUCAAUCAUCACGUUGCCUUUGACAUAUUCUGCUGUAGUGGCUGUAGUUAUAACUUUAAUGUUUAAACAGAUUUUAAGAUUGCUUGCAAAGGUUUAUGCUGUGUUUUAUUUUUAAUACGUCUGUUGCACUAAGUGGGGAAAAAACAAUAAUACUGAUAUGUAAUAUUAGUGCUGUCUUUUAGUGUUUAAAACGCUUUCUCAGUAUUUUACAUAUUAUGAUGCACUUUUAGAGUUCCAUGGUGGUUCUUUAGGAUUAAGAAAUCACACUUUUCAGUCUGUCAACAUUGUCAUGCUGUUUCCAUGGUUUCCUCUGUCGUGCGAGCGAUAGGUCGGUUGCUCUCCUACAUAGUCAUGUGAUGAAGAUUGGUUUAAACUGAAUGGUGGCCAAUGAGGGGCAAGAAGGUCGAUGACUUCAUGACCAGUAGCCAAUGGCAACGGAGAGUUUAACAUGUCACACAAUGCAGACCCUAUUUUAUCGCCUAUAUCUGUCAUAUCUCGCUCUCAUUGGCUGUUGAAGUUUAAGGUUGAACCAUGGCCAACCUGGUUCAACUGGAUUUCAAGUGGUUUUGAGGUUCAUUUUACACCAACAUGACCUUAUGCUCACAAUCAUGAUCAUUACCAGGUAAUGGCAAGAAUACAGUGCCUUGCAAAAGUAUUCACCCCCCCCUUGGCGGUUUUUGCCUAUUUUGUUGCCUGUAAUUUAAAUGAAUUUUUAUUUGGAUUUCAUGUAAUGGAUAUACACAAAAUAGUCCAAAUUGGUGAAGUGAAAUGAAAAAAAUAACUGUUUCAAAAACAGAAAAGUGGUGUGUGGAUAUGUAUUCACCCCUUCUGCUAUGAAGCCCCUAAAUAAGAUCUGCUGCAACCAAUUACCUUCAGAAGUUACAUAAUUCAUUAAAGUCCACCUGUGUGCAAUCUAAGUGUCACCUAAUCUCACACCUGUUCUGAAAGGCCCCAGAGUCUGUAACACCACUAAGCAAGUGGCACCAUGAAGACCAAGGGGCUCUCCAGACAGGUCAGAGACAAAGUUCAGGGUUGGGUUAUAAAUAAAUAUCUGAAACUUUGAACAUCCCACAGAUGACAAUUAAAUCCAUUAUUAAAAAAUUGAAAGAAUGUGGCACCGCAACAAACUUGCCAAGAGAGGGCCGCAAACCCAAACUCACAGACCAGGCAAGGAGGGCAUUAAUCAGAGAGGCAACAAAGAGACCAAGGAUAACCCUGAAGGAGCUGCAAAGCUCCACAGCAGAGACUGGAGUAUCUGACCACUUUAAGCCGUACACUCCACAGAGCUGGGCUUUACGGAAGAGUGGCCAGAAAAAAAGCCGUUGCUUCAAGAAAAAAGUAAGCAAACAUGUUUGGUGUUCGCCAAAAGCCAUGUGGGAGAAUUAUUAUUAUACCCCAAUUAUAUGGAAGGUAUUCUGGUCAGAUGAGACUAAAAUUGAGAUUUUUGGCCAUUAAGGAAAACGCUAUGUCUGGCACAAACCCAACACCUCUUAUCACCCCAUAACAUGGUAUAAAAUGAUACAACCCCCCCCCAAAAAAAAAAAAAUAUAUUUAAAUUCCAAGCUGUAAGGCAACAAAAUAGGGAAAAUGCCAAGGGGGGGGGGGGUGAAUACUUUCGCAAGGCACUGUAACUAAGUUUGUGUACUCUGUGUUGGUUUGCUUUAAAGCUUCUUACCCAGAUUCAUUGUGUGACAGAAGUCCUGCUGAAAUUGUUUUAGAACAUGCCCUGAAAACAGAAACGAAUGAGAGAAUGAGAUUAAGAGUUGAAGAGAAGUCAUUCUGACAAAAACAUACUGCAUGUCAGGGUUCCCCAACUGGCAGCCCCGGGCAGAGAUUUUAUUAGCCUUUUAUUUGUUCUCUGAGUAACAAAAAAAAUACACUUUUUGACAAUUAUUUUUUUAAGUGGUUGGACAUAACUGUAAAAACAACAGCAAAUCAGCUCCAAUUGAUUUAUUUUGGAAAUCUGUUCCUAAGUAUUCCCACACAUAAUAGAGAGAGAUAUGUAAGUAAGGUUUGAAAUUGUUUUAGUCAAAUAUACAGAACCAGUCAAAAGUUUGGACACAUACUCAUUCAAUGGGUUUUCUUUAUUUUGUACUAUUUUCUACAUUGUAGAAUAAUAGUGAAGACGUCAAAACUAUGAAAUAACACAUAUGGAAUCAUGUAGUAACCAAAAAUGUGUGAAACAAAUCAAAAUAUAUCUUAGUUUCUAGUAGUCACCCGUUGCACACUCUUGGCAUUCUCUCAACCAGCUUCACCUGGAAUGUUUUUCAGUUUUGAAGGAGUUCCCACAUAUGCUGAGCACUUGUUGGCUGCUUUUCCUUCACUCUGCAGUCCAACUCAUCCCAAACCAUCUCAAUUGGGUUGAGGUCGGGUGAUUGUGGAGGCCAGAUCAUCUGAUGCAGCACAUUUUUGGUUACUACAUGAUCCCAUAUGUGUUAUUUCAUAGUUUGUCUUCAAUAUUAUUCUACAAUGUAGAAAAUAGUAAAAACAAAAAAAAAAAAACUCUUAAAAUGAGUAGGUGUGUCCAAACUUUUGACUGGUAUUGUAUCUGCUGGGCUUCUUGCGGUAAAUUCUUAGUCUACAAAUGAUUUGUAGAUAUGUUCUGUCCCCCUGACCAUCCGCUCAAAAAAGAAAUCCGCCCGCGGCUGUUUUUAGUUGAUGGUCCCUGCUGCAUGUUCUACUAGGACCUUAUAACCUUAGCUAAGAUUCAGUGUGUCUGUUGUUAAAGGGAUAGUUCCCCCAAAUUACACCAUUUUCCUUACCCUAUACGCAGUCUAUUGACCAAGUCCAUGCUUUGGUUUUGUUUGCUGCUUAUAAAAGGUAAGGAAACCAAUAUAACAGUUUAUAAUUUGGUGAACUUUCCAUUUAAUGUUUUUAUGACUUGUUUUGGUAACAUAGUUUUCCUGAAUAUCAAAUAAUUUCAUGAUUCCCAUGAUCAAGAUUCCUUGUCGCUAUUUUAUUUGAUUCAUUUAAUUGUAAUAAGUUGGUACAUGAUUUAAUUAUUUGUUAUUCUAUAGAACCCUGGCUAUUGUUUUCUGUUGAUUAGAUUUUAUUUUUUUAAGUAUCUUAAUUUCUCUUUUCAAAGCCAAAUUCUGAUUCAUGGAAUAAGGUUGUUUGGGAUAUGGGCAAUUUAUAUUUUUGUUUGUAAAACAAACUAUUCUACUGUGUCAGGCAUUUGAAACCUCGAUUUUUCCUAAGACCAGCUUUGUGCCAAGAUUUUAUGCUCCAUCUACGGUAUGUCUCUUUCGUCCCAAAUUGCACCCUAUCCCCUAUAUAGUGCACUGCUUUUGACCAGAAUCCUAUGGGCCCUGAUCAAAAGUAGUGCGCUAUUCAGGGAAUAGGGUGCCAUUUUAUACCUGUAUCAAUUCUUGUGUAAUUAAUUAGCCUGGAUCCAGAUCUGUUGGUACAUUUUGCCAAUCCCUAUGGUCAUUGACAUGGCAAGAUGGCACAAAAAGAUCCAGGACCCAGGCUAGCUUAUUUUUACCUCUUCUGCACAUAUUCCCUGUAUGGAUGAUUGCAUUCUCUGCUCAUUUGUCUGAGUUGUAUUCGAACUCAUUACCUCAACACUUAUCUGGGCAACUAAGUGUGCACAUUCUUUAAUGAUUAUUUUGGACAGUCAUUGAUAUUAUGCUCAUUUUAAUGUACUGUAUCGAAUAUAGGUAUAUGACCAGGUUUAUUCAAAAACCCAAACAAUCAUUCCCACAACAAUGUUAUGCCGUUCAUCAUCCUAAGACCAUUGCAAUAAAUGGAAAGGUGUUAUUUUCCCAUUCAUCGUCAACAUCAUCAAGUUCUUUUCAUCAAUAAAAUGAUUUAAAUACA